AUGCCGUUUCCAUUCACUCUGCUAUGUGACCUUCUCAACCGACUUGAAAGAAACUACAAGCCAUCGAGCGUCGACAAGGCCCAGGAAGUCCACGCCCGGACCGUUAUCUCCUGGUUUCACAAACACAAUGAGGCCAUUCCACGACAAGGCAUAGAAGCUAUUGCUUUCCUGUCCUGUCUCUUUCCUGAACGGCGACCCGAUCGUGUUUUCAACCUACCAACAAGACAAAUCGAAAAGAUUAUAGAGCGAGCACAAUGCCUUGGGUCAUCUAGAAUGAGCGAGCUACAGAGGUGGAAAGCCAAUGACGGUCCAGACUUUGCGUCUUGCGUUGAGCGUGUGAUGGCUAUAACAGACUGCGAACCCAGGCUCGGUCCGAAUGUGACUCUGAGCGAGAUUGACGGGGUCCUCGAUCAGAUCGCUGCUUCAUCACCAUUCUCAUCUGUGGCUCUGAAAAAGAGGAUUAAAGAGAAAUAUGGCCAAUCAAUCCGAAGGGAUAAUUUGCUUUUAAGACUGUUCCGGAGACUGCGUAGCUCUGAGACCAAGUGGAUGAUUCGCAUGCUAUCGAAGAACUACAGUCCGGCUCAGGUUCCAGAAAUGUUAGCAAUGAGCGAAUUUCAUUUCCUCCUGCCUGACAUCCUUCGGUUCCAAAGUACAAUCCAUGCUGCUGUCGACCUCCUAAGCGCCCCAACGAUUAGAUGCAUGCCCGUUCGACCAGCAGUAGGUACUCGCGACGGACUAAGGGCGGCUGCCCGCCGGGAGCUCAAGCCACAAGUCGGGACAAUGGCCACUCGGCCGAUCUACGAUAAGGCCAGAAGCAUCAGACAUUGCUGCCAACUAGCUAGCACCAGGCGAAUGAGCGUGGAGCGGAAAUACGAUGGAGAAUAUUGUCAAAUUCAUAUCGCUCUGAACGAAUCCGGAACCUGCAUAAAGAUUUUCUCGAAGAGCGGAAGGGACUCGACCAUCGACCGCAUAGGAAUCCAUCGCCCAUUGCGGGACAGCCUUGGACUCGAUACAAUAGAAUGUAAGAUCAAGAAGCAGUGCAUAUUGGAGGGCGAGCUGCUGGUAUGGAACGAUGAUUAUGGGAGAAUCGAGCCUUUCCACAAAAUCCGCAAAUAUGUGAAGCGAUCAGGACGACUCCUUGGCGCUGCUCGGGAUUCGCCCGCCGACUUGAGCGAGCAUCUCAUGAUCAUGUUCUACGACAUUCUGUUACUGGACGACACACUCUGUGUCAGAGACAGCCAUGAGACACGGCGACAACUGCUUCAAUCUCUAGUUCGCCGUAUUCCCGGCCGUGCCGAUGUCGGAUCCCGCGAGAUAGUCGAAUUCUCGUCGUUCACCGCCGCAGAACAGCUCAGCGAAUCAUUCGCUCGAGCCAUUGCACAACGGUGGGAAGGCCUCGUAUUGAAAGGUUGCGACGACCCAUACUUCUCGUUCGACACAAGCAAAUCGUUCAUCAAGCUAAAAAAGGAUUAUAUUCCAGGCCUUGGAGACACUGUCGACUUCGUCAUCAUCGGGGGAAGCUGCAAUGCGAAUGAUGAGCAGGAGCUUAGAAUUGGGAAGCUAUGGUGGACGGCAUUCUAUAUUGCAUGUGUGGAAAACAAAAAUGAGCUGGGAUGUUCCAUGGGAUGUUCCAAUUCUAAGCCGAGGUUUCGCAUUGUGGAUGUGCUCAACAGGCACAGUAUCUCGAAAGACGAUAUCGUAUACCUCAAUCGACAUGGAUAUUUCGGACGAGCACCGUUCGUCACGUCUACGCCGGAGUUCGACAUCGUAUUUGAGCCCGGACGGAAGCUGCAGCCAGCCGAGCUAUUCAAAUAUCCGUUUACGGUGGAAGUGGUCGGCGCUGGCUUCGACAAACCUGCGAAUGCCGCGUAUUUUACUCUGCGAUUUCCACGAGUGCUUAAAGUUCAUGAAGACCGCUCGUUCAAGGAUGUCAUUAGCUUUGCGGAGCUGCAGGAGAUAGCCACGAAGUGCCAAGGAGCCCCUGAUGAUCUACGAAGAGAAGAGGAAAGUUGGCUUCGGAGAUUGCGAAGCGGCGGGCAUCUGGGCGGAAGAUCGAGGGAGUCUCGCAGCGGCGGUUUAUCUUCACCCGCCAGUGGUUAUGUAAAUAAGCAAGGCACGUCGGAUCAGGAUGAGGGAACAACUACUGGGUCUCUGCAUCAAGGUAAUACUUCCUUCCGCUCGCCAAAGCGGAAGAUUUCCCCAGAGGAGGUCUUGGCUGGCAGCUCAAUUCCCAAGCGAGCAAAGCAAGAUUGA
Molecule: messenger RNA, 2253 nt
Organism: Clonostachys rhizophaga
Lineage: Eukaryota; Fungi; Ascomycota; Sordariomycetes; Hypocreales; Bionectriaceae
Source: the annotation of a GenBank genome assembly